Brassica napus (rape) is the source of this 2469-nucleotide messenger RNA. RefSeq names its product eukaryotic peptide chain release factor subunit 1-1. The record is from RefSeq and is a predicted model, not a curated record. Gene Ontology annotation, biological process: cytoplasmic translational termination. Gene Ontology annotation, molecular function: sequence-specific mRNA binding; translation release factor activity, codon specific. NCBI's taxonomy places the organism in Eukaryota, Viridiplantae, Streptophyta, Magnoliopsida, Brassicales, Brassicaceae. Bases 627 to 1883 code for a protein of 418 amino acids. The transcript has 2 exons. Gene Ontology annotation, cellular component: translation release factor complex; cytosol.
AAACAGCUCAAAGUCACGCACAACGGAGAUUGAACCGCCGAUCUUAACAGAGUUUGAUUCGAUCGGAGACGAGAGCGAAAGGGAAGGGUGGAGGAGAAACCUGGCGGAAGCGCUAGCCGGGGAAGAUUGACAGAGAAGGAUCCUGAGCUCUUUGAGAGACUUCGAUAUGUUUCCUCUCCACGCCAUUGCUCCUCUCUCGAUGGCUCAGGUACACUAAUCUGUUAAGGUACAUGCUUAACUAGCUUCUGUGAAGUCAAGGCCCAAUUCCUGGCCCACACAAGUCCAGCAAGACGUGCAACAAAAGGAAUAAUCACGUUAGUUUCCUUUUCACAUUCAACAAGAGAUAAAGCGUUGGGUACAAUCAGGAAUAGGAAAUCUAAUGACGGUGGCUGGAGUUAUAAAUAGAGAGGUAGUCAAGGGCUUUAAGGAUCAUCCAAUAACGAGCAAGAGAGAAAGAUCAAAGAGCAAUAUUAAACAGGCUUCGUUUACUUAUUAAACUUGUGAUCUCUAAUAGUUGUUAUUGUGCGACUCUUUUGCAUUCUUGAAUAAAAGACACGUUUUGAUUCACUGUUAUUCUAAAGCACAAGUUAGAUUCAAAUCCUAACAGGUCCCUGUUUCGUCUCACAAUGGGAGACAAUCACAACGACGAUAAGAGCAUUGAGAUUUGGAAGAUGAAGAAGCUGAUCAAGUCCCUUGAAGCUGCUAAAGGGAAUGGAACCAGCAUGAUCUCACUCAUCAUGCCUCCACGCGAUCACAUCUCUCGUGCCACCAAGUUGUUGUGCGAUGAGUACGGAACCGCCUCAAACAUCAAGAGCAGAGUCAACCGCCUCUCUGUCUUGGGAGCCAUUACUUCUGCACAGCAAAGGCUGAAGCUUUACAACAGGGUCCCUCCCAAUGGUCUCGUCCUCUACACUGGCACCAUUGUCAACGAAGAAGGCAAGGAGAAGAAGGUUACUAUUGACUUUGAGCCUUUCAGGCCCAUCAACAACACUCUCUACCUCUGUGACAACAAGUUCCACACCGAGGCUAUUAAUGAGUUGCUGGAGUCACAUGAUAAGUUUGGUUUCAUUGUAAUGGACGGGAAGGGGACACUCUUUGGAACUCUGAGUGGUUGCACCAGUGACGUGCUUCACAAGUUUACUGUCGAUCUUCCGAAGAAUCACGGAAGAGGGGGACAAUCAGCUCUUAGGUUUCACCGUCUCGGUAAGGAGAAACGUCACAACUACUUGAGGAAAACAGCUGAGCUCGCCACACAGUAUUACAUCAGCCCUUCAACGAAUCAGCCUAAUGUGUCUGGUCUGAUACUUGCCGGUUCAGCUGAUUUCAAGACCAAGCUAAGCCAGUCAGAUAUGUUUGAUCCCCGGCUUAGGGCCAAGAUACUAAACGUGGUGGAGGUUCAGCACGGAGGAGAUAUUGGUUUCAAUGAAGCUAUCAAGAAGUCAUCUGAGAUCCUUUUGAUAGGGAAGUACUUUAACGAGGUAAACCAGGGAACGGGGAAGUAUGUGGUUGGCGUGGAGGACACGUUAAACGCUUUCGACUCUGGUGCCGUUGAGACACUGAUCGUGUGGGAGAAUCUUGACAUCUACAGAUACGUGUUGAAGAACAGCGUGACUGGUGAGACUGUGAUAAAGCAUUUGAACAAGGAAGAGGAAGUCAAUAGUGACUUUUCCGUGGAGGACAAGGUGUUGUUGCUGGAGUGGCUGGCUAACGAGUACAAGCGUUUCGGCUGUGCGUUGGAGUUUGUAACCAACAAGUCGCAGGAAGGGGAUACGUUUUGCAAAGGGCUUGGAGGAGUUGGAGGGAUACUUCGUUACCAGCUUGAUGUUGCUGACUUUGAUGAAGAAGAGGAUUUGGAUGUUAGUGAUGAUGAUGAGUCUGAGUAGCAAUCAAUGGAAUCAUCACCUUCUCUGGUUCAGGAAGAUGGCACACCACCAAGGCUGAACCAGCCUGCGCGGGUUAGCGGGGUCACGCAGAAGAUAACUCGAAAUUAAAUGAAGAAAGCAUCUUUUAGCCAAGGUGGAGAGUGAAACAGUUGGAGAAUGAGCAAGCUUUGCUAUGGUUGUGUUAGCCUUGGUCGUGUCGUGUGUCUGCGACAUCUAUGGAGUUUUUAUUUUGUUUUUUUUUAAUCUCAGUAUUAUAAUAACAUUCUCUCUUUGUGAGAGAGGAAACCAUGUGGUGGGUAGUUUUUUUUUGUUUUUCCUAAAUAAUUCACUCUAUGACAGAAACUCUUAUUGAUUCGGUGUCCUGUUUUUCCUUUUAUUGCAAUGGAUGUUUUGUGACUUUGGUUGAUGAAUAAGUUUGCUUUAAGCCCAACAAAUGUGACUAAGCUGCAUCACUUUUCGAAAUAUCAGGUAUCUUUCCACUACUUCGUCUCAAAGUCUCAGACACACGCUUAACUAUGAAUUUAUAGGAUAACUUACCGAAAAAUAAGCACACUUAACCAAACCAAUUCAAUUAAAAUAACACAUA